UUUUUGAAUUGCUAUUUUGGCGCGUACAUAGCGAGUGGAACUGCGUGUGGUAUAUUUGCUGCGCUACACAUGGUCCACUGCACCUGGUUGUACUCGACCAAUUACAGAACGAAACUCCGAGCGCUUUUCAAAUUACCGGAAGCUCCUUAUUCCGAUGCGAUGGUACAUUGUUGCUGUUGUGUGUGCGCCAUAACACAGGAAUACAGAGAACUCAAGAAUCGCGGUGUUGAACCUUCCUUAGGUUGGGAAGGAAACGUCGACAAGUGGAAACGUGAAGGUGCAACCGUGCCCCCUCUUUUCCCAUCCGACAUGGCUCGUUAAACGUCGUCUUGGAUUAGCUUGCUUCAACAAAAUAAAAUUUAUGUGAUCUCUAUUGAAAAAAAGUGUUGUAUUUUCUAUCUAGUUAAUUAAGAAAAUGUAUUAAGUUAUGAAACAUUAUAGAAGUUGUACUCGAGAUACAUUGUUUUGAAUGGUUUGGUGAU
This is a messenger RNA of Erythranthe guttata (spotted monkey flower), 482 nucleotides long. The record is from RefSeq and is a predicted model, not a curated record. NCBI's taxonomy places the organism in Eukaryota, Viridiplantae, Streptophyta, Magnoliopsida, Lamiales, Phrymaceae.